UUUCUUUCUAAGUUCUCAAAUAUACUAUAUAUAUAUAUAUAUAUUCUUAUUCAUCGGUGUGUCACAACUCAGAAAGGAAAGGGUACCAUAUUUUAGGGCUAAAUUUGAACAAUGGUGGGUGUAAUAUCCUUGAUAACAGGGAUGGCUGGUCCAAGUGGGUUUGGAUCAGCUUCAACUGCAGAGCAGGUUACUCAAGGAAUUGAUGCUAGCAACCUUACCGCAAUUAUCACAGGAGGAGCAAGUGGUAUAGGGUUGGAGACAACAAGAGUGUUGGCUCUUAGGAAGGUCCAUGUUAUCAUUGCUGCAAGAAACAUUGAAUCUGCAGAGGAAGCCAAACAACAAAUAACACAAGAGAACAAAUCUGCACGAGUGGACAUAAUGAAACUUGACCUAUGCUCAACAAAGUCUGUCCGAUCAUUCGUCGACAACUUCAUUGCUCUUGAUCUUCCUCUCAACAUCUUAAUAAACAAUGCUGGAAUAAUGUUCUGCCCCUUCAAAAUCUCAGAGGAGGGAAUUGAGAUGCAAUUUGCAACAAACCAUCUUGGCCAUUUCCUCUUGACAAAUCUUCUUCUUGACAAAAUGAAACAAACUGCAAAAACAACUGGAAUAGAGGGGAGGAUCAUAAAUCUAUCAUCAAUUGCUCAUAGAUACACUUACUUUAGAAAGGGGAUUAAAUUUGAGAAGAUCAAUGAUAAAAAAGGUUAUUCUAGCAAGAAGGCCUAUGGACAGUCCAAGUUAGCCAACAUAUUACAUGCAAAUGAACUCUCUCGUCGCCUGCAGGAAGAGGGAGUGAACAUCACAGUCAACUCUGUCCACCCAGGAGUGAUAAUGACUCCUCUUAUGAGAUACUCUUCUUACACAAUGCACUUGUUGAAGAUCUUCAGCUUUUACAUAUGGAAGAACGUCCCACAGGGAGCUGCCACGACAUGUUAUGUUGCACUCCACCCAAGUGUAAAAGGUGUAACUGGGAAGUACUUUGUGGAUUGCAAUGAAUUCAAGCCAAGUGCAUAUGCAAAAAAUAAACUCUUAGCAAAGAAACUUUGGGAUUUCAGCAACAAGUUGAUCAAUUCAAUUUCAAAAGCUUGAUUGACCACACUUUCUGUUUGGUUCACCACUUUAUUAUAACCUAUUAUUAUAUGCCAUACUGUGUUAUAUACUAAGCUGCACGUUUAUUUACUGUUAAAGUUAUUGUUCUAUGAGGAUGUUUCCAAACACAUGUGUUAUUGUGAUGUGGAAUUUCUGAUCAUAUUUAUUUUA
Medicago truncatula (barrel medic) is the source of this 1257-nucleotide messenger RNA. Its product is annotated as short-chain dehydrogenase TIC 32 B, chloroplastic. The transcript has 8 exons. The record is from RefSeq and is a predicted model, not a curated record. The coding region runs from base 112 to 1086 and encodes 324 amino acids. Lineage: Eukaryota; Viridiplantae; Streptophyta; Magnoliopsida; Fabales; Fabaceae.